This is a messenger RNA of Melanotaenia boesemani (Boeseman's rainbowfish), 1183 nucleotides long. It is a transcript of the gene commd9, whose product is annotated as COMM domain containing 9. The record is from RefSeq and is a predicted model, not a curated record. The transcript has 6 exons. Bases 175 to 762 code for a protein of 195 amino acids. NCBI's taxonomy places the organism in Eukaryota, Metazoa, Chordata, Actinopteri, Atheriniformes, Melanotaeniidae.
UUAUCAUAAAUCUAUGGAUGCUUGGUAUCAUGUUGUAGCAAAUAUCAUUUGUGUUUCAUUACACGUGAGUUUUCCGUGUUUAAAUAAAGCAAAGCAGUUCAGACCUUUACUACAUUUCCCACAAGGCGUAGCGGGACCAUCGUGUCACGUGUCGCGAAACAGUCACGUGUAAACAUGGCGGCUUCUGUGUCCAGUGAAGAUUUCGAUAACUUUCAGCUUCUUUUAAAGGCUCCGUCUAAAGAUGUAGUGAGAGAUGUCUGUGUGCAGAGUCACAGAGGUUUGAGUCGCCACUUGACCGAGAGUACCGCAGCAUCAUUCAGCAUUCCUGCAGCCCAGGCUGCUCAGCUGGUCCAGUCCCUCCACACUCUGUCCCAUCACGUCCUCUUUUACAACCUCAGCACCCCUGAGCAGAUCCUCGCCAUCUUCCCCGAGUCCUUUCACGCCAGUCUGAAGAACCUGAUCACCAAGAUCCUGCUGGAGAACAGUCCAACAUGGAGGACAGAAGCUCUCAGUCAUCAGAUCUCCCUCCCUCAGCUGAAGGACCUGGACUGGAGGGUCGACAUGGUAACCGGCUCAGACUCAGUCAGUCGGAUGUCGGUCCCGACCUGUCUGGUUCAGCUGAAGAUGGAGGAUCCGUGUCCGUCAGCAGGUGGGGAGUCGGUUUCCACAGUGACGGUGGAGCUGAGCAAGGAGUCUCUGGACACCAUACUGGAUGGACUGGGACGCAUCAGAGACCAGCUCUCUGUGGUGGCUGGAAAGUGAGACCUUCCAGAUGUUUUCCUUCAAUCUCAGCUGAUGUUUGAACCACGGACUGAAUAUGAGAACAGCAUCUCAUCACCACCUCCUCCUUCAGCUUGAUGUGCUGUCUCGUUUGGACUGAAGCUGCCUGUUGCUGAUAUUCUGUGUCUCAAAGUCUUGAUUGCUUGUUUUUAUUUUUGUUUUGUUUUUUUUUGUUCCCUGAAUGCAACCCCUGGAGAUUAUUAUUUGGAUAAUCGAUACAGAAUUACUCAUUCAAACAGUUUAAAAACAGGAAAAACAUACUUUAACUAUGAAAAUAAACUUGUAACAGGAAUCAUGUACAUCAAAUGUCAAGAUUUCACGUACUUUUUAGUUCAAGAAUUGAAUUUUGGUAGUUGAUUCAAAUAAAACAAAUGUAAUAAAUGAAGGCACAUAAUACAACAGA